AUUCUCUUAACAUUUGUAUAUUUUUCAUCGAUCAAUCUGUUUAAAAAAUGAAGCUCUCUCUGCGUUUGGUUUCAGCCCUUCUCCUCUCCAUCAUGCUCCUCUUUGCCACAGGAAUGGGUCCUGUGGAAGCAAGAACGUGUGAGUCACCGAGUAGCAAAUUCUCAGGAGUUUGUCUCAACUCACAGACCUGUGCCAAAGCUUGCCCCAGUGAAGGUUUUACUGGCGGUCGAUGCAAUAGUCUCCGUUGCUACUGCUCCAAACCUUGCUAAUUUAUCAAUUAAAAUCAUCAUUAUUCGAAAUAAAUUUAAUGAACAAAUAAAAAAUAUUAUCCUCUCUCUCAUCGUUUUCUAGUUUUCAAUUCGAGAGUCAUGUAAUAAUCUUGCAAAAGGGACUAUUUUGUUAAGUGUUUUUUUUUUGUAUAUAUAUGAUGUGAUUUUCCUUUUUGUAAUUAAGAAUCCUAAGUGUUCAUGUAUUAUAUAAAAUCUGCUUAUAUAUAAUAUCGUACCAUCCACCAUGUAAGUAUGUAUAUAUUUUUUUUUUGAA
This is a messenger RNA of Capsella rubella, 543 nucleotides long. RefSeq names its product defensin-like protein 10. Lineage: Eukaryota; Viridiplantae; Streptophyta; Magnoliopsida; Brassicales; Brassicaceae. Gene Ontology annotation, biological process: defense response. The transcript is spliced from 2 exons. The record is from RefSeq and is a predicted model, not a curated record. Bases 48 to 269 code for a protein of 73 amino acids.